Molecule: messenger RNA, 2365 nt
Organism: Chinchilla lanigera (long-tailed chinchilla)
Lineage: Eukaryota; Metazoa; Chordata; Mammalia; Rodentia; Chinchillidae
Gene: Xrcc6
Product: X-ray repair complementing defective repair in Chinese hamster cells 6
Exons: 13
Coding region: 476-2167 (563 amino acids)
Biological process (GO): cellular response to X-ray; double-strand break repair via nonhomologous end joining; telomere maintenance
Cellular component (GO): nucleus; Ku70:Ku80 complex
Molecular function (GO): DNA helicase activity; double-stranded DNA binding; damaged DNA binding
Source: RefSeq, a predicted model, not a curated record
AGGACCGAGAGCGCACGGGGUGUAAGGACCCAUCCUCAUUAGUAACUCCAAUUCUUUGUAACAGUUCUCAAAAGAGCCUAGAAGUUGACAUGUUUUAUAGAUGUGUUACUGCCGGGCACAGUGGCGCACUCCUGUAAUCCCAGGUAUUGCGGAGGCCGAAGCAGGAGGAUCGCGAGUUCCGAGACUGCCCUGGGCACGAUAGCUUCAUGUCUGAAGAAAAAAAAUAUUUGCUUGUUGCCUCAUCUUUUACUUAGCAGAAACCAGCAUGUCAGGGUGGGAGUCUUACUAUAAAUCCGAGGGCGAUGAAGAGGAAGAGGAGGAGGAGGAGAGCCCUGACGCAGGUGUAGGUUGACAUCUGUUGAACUCCAUUAAGUGAACCUUUUCGGGGGUAUCCUUUGUCACCUUAUGUGGCUCAGGAGAAUAUAAAUACUCAGGAAGAGAUAGUUUGAUUUUUUUGGUGGAUGCUUCCAGGGCCAUGUUUGAAUCUCAGGGUGAGAAUGAACUGACACCUUUUGAUAUGAGCAUCCAGUGUAUCGAGUGUGUGUACACGAGUAAGAUCAUCAGCAGUGACCGAGAUCUCUUGGGAGUGGUGUUCUAUGGUACCAAGAAAGACAAAAAUUCAGUGAAUUUCAAAAAUAUUUACGUUUUACAAGAACUGGAUAAUCCAGGUGCUAAACGAGUGCUUGAGCUUGACCGGUUUAAGGGGCAGCUGGGACAAAACCAUUUUCAAGACCUGAUUGGCCACGGGUCUGACUACUCGCUGAGUGAAGUGCUAUGGGUCUGUGCCAACCUCUUCAGCGACGUGCAGGUCAAGAUGAGUCAUAAGAGGAUCAUGCUGUUCACCAAUGACGAUGACCCCCAUGGCGGGGACAGUGCCAAGGCGAGCCGGGCCAGGACCAAGGCCAGUGAUCUCCGCGACACAGGUAUCUUUCUGGACUUGAUGCACCUGAAGAAACGUGGAGGCUUUGACAUAUCCUUGUUCUACAGAGAUAUCAUUAGCGUAGCAGAGGAUGCGGACCUUGGGGUUCACUUUGAGGAAUCGAGCAAGCUGGAAGACCUGUUGAGGAAGGUUCGUGCCAAGGAGACCAGGAAGCGUGUGCUCUCCAGAUUAAAAUUUAAACUUGAUAAAGAUACAGCAUUCACCGUGGGCAUUUAUAACCUGGUCCAGAAGGCCAACAAGCCACCGCCAGUGAGGCUGUACCGGGAAACAAACGAACCAGUGAAAACCAAGACCCGGACGUUCAGUGUGAACACAGGCAGUUUGCUCUUGCCCAGUGACACCAAGCGGUCUCAGAUCUACGGGAAUCGGAAGAUUGUGCUAGAGAAAGAGGAAACUGAGCAGCUGAAGCGGUUUGAUGAGCCAGGUUUGGUCCUCAUCGGCUUCAAGCCCUUGGCUCUGCUGAAGAAGCACCACUACCUGAGGCCCUCCCUGUUCGUGUACCCUGAGGAGUCCCUGGUGAAUGGGAGCUCAACCCUGUUCAGUGCCCUGCUCAUCAAGUGUCUGGAGAAGGAGGUCAUAGCUGUGUGCAGGUACACACCCCGCAAGAGCGUGCCCCCUUAUUUUGUGGCUUUGGUGCCACAGGAAGAGGAGUUGGAUGAUCAGAAAAUUCAGGUGACUCCUCCAGGCUUCCAGCUUGUCUUCCUACCCUAUGCGGAUGAUAAACGAAAUGUGCCUGUCACUGAAAAGGUCAUGGCCAACCCAGAACAGAUAGACAAGAUGAAAGCCAUUGUUCAGAAGCUGCGCUUCAAAUACAGAAGUGACAGCUUUGAGAACCCCGUGCUGCAGCAGCACUUCCGGAACCUGGAGGCCUUAGCCCUGGAUUUGAUGGAGCCUGAGCAAGCAGUGGACCUGACCUUGCCCAAGGUUGAAGCAAUGAAUAAAAGGCUGGGCUCUCUAGUAGAGGAAUUUAAGGACCUUGUUUACCCACCAGAUUACAAUCCUGAGGGAAAGGCCACCAAGCGAAAGCAAGAUGGUGAAGGUUCUGGGAGCAAAAGGCCCAAAAUGGAGUUAUCUGAAGAGGAGCUGAAGGCCCAUGCUGCCAAGGGCACACUGGGGAAGCUCACCGUGCCCAUGCUGAAGGAGGCCUGCAGGGUGUGCGGGCUGAAGGCUGGGCUAAAAAAGCAGGAGCUGCUGGACGCACUCACCCAACACUUCCUGAAGGACUGAGCAGCACACAGCCAGCUGCCUUCCGCCUUCCGCAGCAGGCCGGGCUGCCUGCCUCUGUUCCGCUCACCAACUUCCCAAAUGUUUCUGGGAGCCAGGGACUUCAGGUUUGUGGGACCUCUUGUCAUGGAGACCAUGCAGCUUUCCCAUUUUGCUGUGCCUUACUCUACUGUGUGAAUAAAGGCCUAACUUUGUACUAUA